GCGGCGCGGCGGUGACGUCAGGGCCGGACGGUGGCCGCGAGGCAGUGAGGGCCGGACAGCCCAGUGCAUGGAGCUGCGCGCUCGGCACUCCCUCUGCCGCCUUCAGCCCCAAGGACGCGCACGGAGCCCGGGCUGUGGGCGCUGAUCGGUGCGCGGAGCCGGCGAACUGGAGUGAUCGUCGGCCUCCUGAGGAGACAGCCUGAGGGAAGGGAGUUACAGGAGUACUAGACCCCCGGCAGGCCUCCAGGUGCCCACACCCCACCGAGACACUGAGAGGCGAGGACCUGCUGACCGAGCAGGCGACUUCACGCCACAGGCCGACGGCGGUGAGCGAUGGCACCCAAUGAGGAAGGAGGCGAGGAGGCCCUGCUCCCCGACCUCCCCAGGGGCCCCCUGGAUGCCUACCGCGCCCGCGCCUCCUUCAGCUGGAAGGAGCUGGCGCUGUUCUGGGAAGGCGAGGACAUGCUGCGGCUGAAGAAGUCCAUCUUCUCGGCCCUGGAGAGCGACCCCGUGUUCGCGCGGCCAGACCGGGGCCUCCCGGUGGAGCGGCUGCGGGAGCUGACCUUCCUGCGCUGCCGCCGCCUCCUGCAGCUGGACGUGCUGCGCGCGGACGCGCUGCUGCGGAACCCCCUGCAGCUGCUGGCGCUGAUCACCGGCCUGGGCAUGUACGACUGGUCCCUGGCCGCCAAGGCCUUCCUGCACGCCUUCGUGUUUGGAUCAGCGAUUUUCAACUCCGGUUCUGAGAGGCAUCUCAAAUACAUUCCGAAGAUCUUCAACAUGGAGAUCUUCGGGUGCUUUGCGCUGACCGAGCUCAGCCACGGCAGCAACACCAAGGCCGUGCGGACCACCGCCCACUAUGACCCGGCCACCGAGGAGUUCGUGCUCCACUCCCCCGAUUUCGAAGCCGCCAAGUUCUGGAUCGGCAACAUGGGCAAGACGGCGACGCACGCCGUGGUGUUCGCUCAGCUGUGUGUGCCGGGCGGCCAGUGCCACGGCCUGCACCCCUUCCUCGUGCAGAUUCGGGACCCGAAGACCCUCCUCCCCAUGCCCGGCGUGAUGGUGGGCGACAUAGGGGAGAAGCUCGGGCAGAACGGCCUGGACAAUGGCUUCGCCAUGUUCCACAAGGUCCGGAUCCCGCGCCAGGACCUCCUCAACCGCACCGGAGACGUCACCCCCGAGGGCACCUACGUCACCCGCUUCCAGGACAGCCGGCAGCGCUUCGGCGCCUCGCUGGGCGGGCUGUCGGCCGGCCGCGUCUGCAUCGUGGGCAUGGCCGUGGCCAACCUGAAGCUGGCGGUGUGCAUCGCCCUGCGGUUCUCGGCCACACGGCGCCAGUUCGGGCCGGCGGACGGGGAGGAGGUCCCGGUGCUCGAGUACCAGCUGCAGCAGUGGCGCCUGCUCCCAUACCUGGCGGCCGCCUACGCCUUGGACCACUUCUCCAAGUCGCUCUUCGUGGACCUGGUGGCGCUCCAGCGGGGCCUCUAUCAGGACAACCAGAGCGCCAGGCAGGCCGAGCUGGGACGGGAGGUCCACGCCCUGGCGUCGGCCGGCAAGCCCCUGGCCUCGUGGACGGCCCAGCGGGGGAUCCAGGAGUGCCGCGAGGCGUGCGGGGGACACGGCUACCUGGCCGUGAACCGCCUGGGCGACCUCAGGAACGACAACGACCCCAACUGCACGUACGAGGGCGACAACAACGUGCUGCUGCAGCAGACCAGCAACUUCCUGCUCGCGCUGCUGGACCGUGAGGGGGAGCCAGGUGGCGCCCGCUUCGAGAGCCCGCUGAAGAGCGUGGACUUCCUGGCAGCCUACCCUGCCCUGCUCAGCCGGCGGUUCGCGGCGGCCAGCCUGCAGGACUGCCUGGACUCCGCGGUCCCCCUGGCGGCGUACGAGUGGCUGGUCUGCUACCUGCUCCGAGAGAGCCAUCAGAAGCUGGCUCGGGAGAAGCGAGCCGGGGGCAGUGACUUUGACGCGAGAAACAACUCCCAGGCUUACUGCUGCCGCCCGCUGGCGCUGGCCUUCCUGGAGCUCACGGUGCUGCGCCGGUUCCACCAGCACACGCGCCAGCCCGGCGUGCCGCCCCCGCUGCGGGCCGUGCUCCGGCGGCUCAGCGCGCUCUACGGCCUGUGGUCCCUGAGCCAGCACUCCGCCCUGCUGUACCGAGGCGGCUACUUCUCUGGGGAGCGAGCCGGGAAGAUGCUGGAGGACGCCAUCCUGGAGCUGUGCUCCCAGCUGAAGGAUGACGCCGUCGCCCUGGUGGACGUGCUCGCGCCUCCCGACUUCGUGCUGGACUCCCCGAUCGGCAGAGCCGACGGCCAGCUCUACAGAAACCUGUGGGGCGCCGUCCUGCAGCAGCCCGGCGUGCUGGAGCGGCCGUCCUGGUGGCCCGAGUUCGCCGCCAGCAAGCCCGCCGCGGGGGCUGCGAGCUCGAAGCUGUAGCCGCCGCCGUGAAGCCCGCACGAAGCCUCUGCGCCCGCCGGCUGGUGACCGUGGCCGAGGGGCCUGCCCUCCCGCUGGGCCCCGGAGUCUCAGGGCAGGGGCAGCCCGGGGUCAGGGGGCAUUUGCUGUGGGAACAGCCUGUGUGAUGGCGCCUCCCGGACGAUGGGCCGUGGACUUGGACAGAACUGCCGGGAGCCGGUCACUGUCUCCCGGGCAGAGGGUGCGGGCGGGACCCCGAAGGCUGGUCAGCGUAACCGCUCCGAAAGGCAGGGCCAAUCGCUCUCCGUGGCGGAGACACGGGUAGCUGAAGCAGCUCCACCUGGUGGCCUUACGAUGGGCUGUUACUGGAGUCUCCUGCCUGGGGGACGGGGUGUAUCCCAUCGUCUUAAUAAAAGGGACGGCAAGCCGGAGCGGGGAGCAGUCCUCUCUUGGGCUCCCACCUGGCCCCCGUUUCCCAAA
Messenger RNA from Pipistrellus kuhlii (Kuhl's pipistrelle), 2895 nucleotides. RefSeq names its product acyl-CoA oxidase 3, pristanoyl (gene ACOX3). Gene Ontology annotation, cellular component: peroxisome. NCBI's taxonomy places the organism in Eukaryota, Metazoa, Chordata, Mammalia, Chiroptera, Vespertilionidae. Gene Ontology annotation, biological process: fatty acid beta-oxidation using acyl-CoA oxidase; lipid homeostasis. Gene Ontology annotation, molecular function: pristanoyl-CoA oxidase activity; fatty acid binding; FAD binding. The record is from RefSeq and is a predicted model, not a curated record. The transcript has 19 exons. The coding region runs from base 334 to 2436 and encodes 700 amino acids.